Molecule: messenger RNA, 1158 nt
Organism: Ananas comosus (pineapple)
Lineage: Eukaryota; Viridiplantae; Streptophyta; Magnoliopsida; Poales; Bromeliaceae
Product: rRNA-processing protein fcf2-like
Exons: 6
Coding region: 267-845 (192 amino acids)
Biological process (GO): RNA processing
Cellular component (GO): nucleolus
Molecular function (GO): RNA binding
Source: RefSeq, a predicted model, not a curated record
UCCCCCCCAAAUGAUUAAAGGUUCGACGAAACCCUAGUCUCCUUCUCUCUCUCUACCCACCCCGAUCUUCAUCCUCGACUCUAAGCCUCCGCGUGGCUCCGAAACCCUAAUUCCUUGUCCUAGCUCAUCUUCUCCUACAAGCCCUAGUCGAGGUACCUCUCCCUCUCCCCAAUUGCAACAAAUUUUUAAUACUGGUCCCAAUCCCCAAUUGGCACCAAUUUUGUGACGACGAACGCGGAUGGGGAUCUUUAUUUGCACUCAGUAACAUGUCGCAGAGCAAAGCAUCAAUUGGUCUAUCAUGGGCUCCCAAGGUGCCUAUCUUCUCUAAAGAAGCAAAAGAAAGUGCAGGAAAGUUGCAAAUAAAGGAACCCACUUGGACGCCGGAGAACGAGCUUGUAGAUGGAUUGUUUGUUCCUCCGAGGGACCCAAGAAAGUUGAAUAAGCUGAUGAAGAAAAGUUUGAAAGAUACCGCUGGUGCGAGUUGGUUCGACAUGCCUGCCCCGACUAUCACCCCUGAAUUAAAGAAGGAUCUAGAGAUUCUCAAGUUGAGGAGUGUACUUGACCCCAAAAGGCACUUCAAGAAAGGUGACAAGUCCAAGACCCUUCCCAAGUAUUUUCAGGUGGGCACAGUUAUUGAACCUGCAUCUGAGUUCUUCUCAGGCAGGCUGACAAAGAAAGAGAGGAAGGCAACAUUGGUCGAUGAAUUGCUAUCUGACCAUAAUCUCAAGGCUUAUAGGAAACGCAAGGUACAAGAAAUCGAGGAGUCCCGUAAACCUGGUGGUGUUGAGAAGUGGAAGAUCAAGGGCCGCAAUUCUCGGAAAAGGGCCAAAGAUAGAAGGAGAUGAGAUCAUCGUGCCAACUGAUUCAACGUAGAUGCAGGGUAAAGUGGUGAGGAGGGUGCGAGUUGAUCAUUGCUUGAAUUGCCGCAAUACAUUACAAAGCUUUAGAUUCGUAUCGCAUUGAGUGUGUUUCGGUUUAUACGAGGGCCCUAUUUUUGCUGUAUCACACUUCAUUUGUAGCAGAAUAUUCACUUGUUUAACAAAUUCCAGUACUGCGGAACAAAUUGCCAUGCUACAAUGAGCAUCCAUCUGAAGUUCUCUGAAGCUAUUACUUCAUAUUCGCAUUAUUAAUUUAAUUAAAUCAUCCUAUUUUGAAUCA